Messenger RNA from Vicia faba (fava bean), 612 nucleotides. Lineage: Eukaryota; Viridiplantae; Streptophyta; Magnoliopsida; Fabales; Fabaceae. The record is from the annotation of a GenBank genome assembly.
AUGUCUGUUAAGAUGAAAGAGAAAUUUGACAAAUAUUGGAAAAAAAUACAGUGUUGUCUAGCAUUUGGAGCUAUUCUUGAUCCACGCUUGAAAGAUAAAUUUUUAAAGUUUUGCUACACUACGCUUGAUGACUCAACCUCUAAAAGUAAGCUUGAUAAUGUGAUGGAUAAAUUCAAAGAGCUUUAUGAAGAGUAUGUGAGUUAUUCUACCAAUCAAGGUGUUUCUCUUUCUCAAUCAUCUUAUGAGCUCAACUCAUUGGCUAAGUUACCUAGAGAGGGGAAAGCAAAAAAAUCAAAGAUUAUACGUUAUAGGAAGUCUCCAUUGAGGAGAAGAUUCAUUGAUUUGGUACUUUCCGCGCGAGGCUGUUUUUUCUUGGUUUCUGGUUGCUUUACUAUUUCCUAUCAUCACAUGUACAGAUCAAAUGAUUUUAAAUCAUGGAACUCGAUUGAGAGUAGGUUUGUCCCUGAAAAGAGUGAGUUAGAUAUAUACUUUGACGAUGAAUUAAUGGAUCUAGAUGAAGAACACUCUGAAGAUUUUGAUGUACUUAUUUAUUGGAAGUUUAAUGAGAAAAAGUUUCCGAUACUCUCCAUAAUGGCACGAUUCUCUCCAUAA